AAACGGAAGAUGGAGACAGAGCAUGUAGUAAUCCGUGCAUCUUUAUACCUGCCAUAUGUUUAUAUAUACUACUCUUAUUAGGUUUUUAUUCUUUUCGAGAUCUAGCGUCGGAAAGCCGCGAUUUUCUUGGAAAAUCGUAUUGGGAUUUUUUUGUUUCCUGAGAAAAUCUCCGGGCGGAAGUAUUUUCAAGUGUGCUCUAUACCUUCCCUUAGCAUUUUGACACCUACCCAACUUCAUCAAUUUUGCUUCAUUUUCAUUUUGGCGUUCCUCUCAAUCCCAAAACAGAGCUUUGAAUUUCAUGAAAGUUAGGAACAGAGCUCUAGAAACACCGGGAAUCUGAGAGUUCUGAGAGUCCUUCCAAAUCUUCAAAACCGUCUCAUUUAUUUUUAUCUUUCUGCCAACCAACAGUUUCAAAGCUUUUUGUCAGGUUUGAAUUUAUCGGUUUCAGUCAAUUUGAACCGUAAGCCAGACAAUCCGGGAUUGUAUGCUUUAAACUCGCCUCUUUACCGUCCAUCUGUCACAUGAACUUCGUUUUCAUCUUCUGGGUUUUGCUAUAAAACCGGCCUCGAGUGUUUGAGUUCCUCACAUUCACUCACUGAAGCAAGCACUAAGCACACUUGAGCUCACUCUCUUCUCUUCAGCACUCUGUUUUCAAUACUCUCUUCUCUUCAGCGCUUUGUUUUCAAUACUAUUUUCUCUUCAGCACUCUGUUUUCAAUACUCUGUUUCCUUUUCGUUCUUGUUUUCAAACCAAAAAAAGAAAAGAAAAAGAAAAUAAUGGCCAACUUUCUGAGCAUUUUCACAAUGAGAAACUUGCUUGUUCUGUCUCUGGCUCUUAAUCUGAGCUUGAUUAUGAGGGUUUUUUAUGAGACCGAGAAGCAUGGCCCUCGUGGGUUCUCCGCGCAGAAGGCUGACAGUGGGCUUGAGAAGGCAGCUCACGCAACCCAGAGGACCCUUGUGUCAUUGUCUUCUUCUGGUCAAGAUGACGGGGAGAAACUCAUCAACCUCGACCAUGGAGACCCAACUAUGUAUGAAAGUUACUGGCAGCAGAUGGGUGAAAAGACCACAGUUGUGAUCCCUGGAUGGCAGUCAAUGAGCUAUUUCUCAGAUGUGAAAAACCCUUGCUGGUUUUUGGAGCCAGAGUUUGCCAAGCAGGUUGUGAGGCUGCACAAUCUGGUGGGCAAUGCUGUCACAGAAGGUCGUCAAAUUGUGGUUGGCACAGGCUCAUCACAGCUCUUCUUAGCUGCCCUCUAUGCUCUGGCUCCAAAAGAUGCAUCUGAGCCUAUAAGUGUGAUUUCUGCAGCCCCAUUCUACUCUUCUUACCCCUCUAUGACUGACUACCUCAAGUCGGGCUUGUACAAAUGGGCAGGGGAUGCCCGGAGCUUCGACAAAGAGGGGCCGUACAUAGAGCUAGUGACCUCCCCCAACAACCCUGAUGGAUUUGUCAGGCACUCCAUGGUCAACCGAACUGGAGGUAUAUUGGUUCAUGACUUGGCCUACUACUGGCCACAAUAUACCCCCAUUUCGUCGGCAGCUGACCAUGAUCUGACUCUGUUCACCGUCUCGAAAGCCACCGGGCAUGCCGGGACACGCAUUGGCUGGGCUCUUGUCAAAGAUCCAGAAGUUGCCAAAAAGAUGAUCAAGUUCAUAGAGCUCAGCACCAUAGGCGUGUCCCGGGAUUCGCAGCUCCGAGCAGCUAGGAUUUUGGAGGUGAUCAUCAACUCCUCCCAAAACCCUGCUGGGCCGGAGUCCGGUGAAUCUUUCUUUAAGAUCAGCUAUCACCUCAUGGCAGAGAGGUGGCAGCUUCUUAGAGAGGCGGUGAACAAGGGCAGAUUUUUUAGUCUGCCUGACUUCCAGCAAGGGUUCUGCCAGUUCCUCAACCAGGUCUCGCAGCCUCAACCUGCUUUCGCAUGGCUCAAAUGUGAAGACGAAAGCGUGGAAGAUUGCGAAAGCUUACUCAGAGGUCAUAAGAUUUUAACCCGAGGAGGAAGGAGCUUUGGAGUUGGUCCAAGGUACAUCCGCGUGAGCAUGUUGGAUCGGGACCAUAACUUCAACUUGUUUUUGAAGCGACUGGCCUCGAUCCAGACAUGACACAGCGGAUCGAUCCUUCCUUCUCGGGUUAAAUCUUAGGGCCCAAGAUGGCUGUGGACCUGCAGCUGAGGAAGGAGAGGGGGAGUGUCAUGUUAGUGGUUCAUAUGUAGGAGUAGUAAUGGAAAGUAGUGUAGUUUGUAUUCAUCUUCUUUAUAUGAUACAAAUUUUUCAAUGAAAUUUACGCGACUCCAAAUCCAACCA
Messenger RNA from Prunus dulcis (almond), 2291 nucleotides. RefSeq names its product tryptophan aminotransferase-related protein 2-like. Bases 777 to 2090 code for a protein of 437 amino acids. The record is from RefSeq and is a predicted model, not a curated record. Lineage: Eukaryota; Viridiplantae; Streptophyta; Magnoliopsida; Rosales; Rosaceae. The transcript is spliced from 5 exons. Gene Ontology annotation, biological process: amino acid metabolic process. Gene Ontology annotation, molecular function: carbon-sulfur lyase activity; transaminase activity.